AGCAAAUCUACUCACUCAAACAAGACAGGAAGCGUCAUGGCGAACUUCGGCGGAUCACACUUUUGUAUUGCUAGUAAAGGCAUCGAGUUGUUUACUUUCGGCACACCAAACGGCUUCAAGAUCGCAAUCUUCCUUGAAGAGCUUAAAGCCGCCUACGGGCUCGACUAUAUAAGCCAAACCAUCGACAUUUUCAAGAAUGUCCAGAAAGAACCCUGGUUCACCAAGCUCAAUCCAAAUGGUCGCAUCCCUGCCAUCGUCGAUCACGAUAACGACGAGUACGUUGUUUUCGAGGGCAUGGCGAUCCUCAACUACCUUGCGCGACAAAAAGAUACAGAAUUCAAAUUCAGCUUUGCGGAUGAGCUUGAAGCGUGUACCGCGGAGCAGUGGAUUGCCUGGCAGCACGGUGGUCUGACUCCUAUGCAAAGCCAAGCAAAUGUCUUCUAUCGUUUCAAUCCGGAGCGCUACGCAUUUCCCACGCAGCACUUUGUAGGUGAAACAGAGAGGAACUAUGGCAUCCUGAAUUCCCGCCUUGCAGACCGGGAUUACAUCGCUGGUUCUGGCCGCGGGCAGUACAGUAUCGCAGAUAUGGCGAUCUGGCCGUUAGCCGAUGCAUUGAACGUUUCUGGUAUUGAGUUGAGCAGGUUUCCGAAUGUUUACGCUUGGUGGGAACGCGUGGGAGAACGGCCAGCGGUGAAGAAGGGUGUGUGCGUGCCUAGUGGCGAGUCGUUUGCGAGGGGACAUGCGAAGGUGCAGGAGGCGAAGGAGUUGGACUUGAAAGCAUGGGAGGAGAGGGAGGGACCGCUAAAGGAAGCGCUGGAGAAGGCACAAAAGGAAUUUGGCUAUGUGUACAAGAGCCCCUAAGCGGGAAGCGCAAAUGUCGAACUUACGCGGAUACAAAGUUCAGGGCGUAAUUGAAGGGCAUAG
Molecule: messenger RNA, 924 nt
Organism: Cucurbitaria berberidis CBS 394.84
Lineage: Eukaryota; Fungi; Ascomycota; Dothideomycetes; Pleosporales; Cucurbitariaceae
Product: glutathione S-transferase II
Exons: 3
Coding region: 37-861 (274 amino acids)
Source: RefSeq, a predicted model, not a curated record